Messenger RNA from Lontra canadensis (Northern American river otter), 3180 nucleotides. It is a transcript of the gene DIS3L2, whose product is annotated as DIS3 like 3'-5' exoribonuclease 2. Gene Ontology annotation, cellular component: exosome (RNase complex); P-body. The transcript has 21 exons. Lineage: Eukaryota; Metazoa; Chordata; Mammalia; Carnivora; Mustelidae. Gene Ontology annotation, molecular function: RNA binding; 3'-5'-RNA exonuclease activity. Gene Ontology annotation, biological process: miRNA catabolic process. Bases 152 to 2821 code for a protein of 889 amino acids. The record is from RefSeq and is a predicted model, not a curated record.
AUUCUCCUUAGCAACUGCGGGACCGCAGCGGCGCCAGCCUCCCGGGAGCAACGCUAGUGACAACUGAGCUACUCAAGGCAGGAAGAACUCUGAGCUGAGCAGUGGAGGCCCCCCCUGGAUCUGGAGAGAAGAGGCGACCUUGGAACCAGUAAUGAGCCAUCCUGACUUCAGGCUGAACCUCCGGCCCUUGGGGACCCCCAGAGGUGUGUCCUCUGUGGUUAGCCCACAUGGUGUUGGUGCUUCGCCAGGUGACAAAAAGUCAAAGAACAAGUCCAUACGAGGGAAGAAAAAGAGCGUAUUUGAAACCUACAUGUCCAAGGAGGAUGUCUCAGAAGGCUUGAAGAGAGGAACACUUAUCCAGGGUGUAUUGAGAAUUAAUCCGAAGAAGUUUCAUGAAGCCUUCAUUCCUUCCCCGGAUGGUGAUCGAGACAUUUUUAUCGAUGGGGUUGUUGCUCGUAAUAGAGCCUUGAAUGGGGAUCUGGUGGUCGUGAAGCUGCUUCCAGAAGAGCAAUGGAAGGUAAUUAAACCAGAGAGCAAUGACAAAGAAACAGAAGGUGCCUAUGAAUUAGAUCUCCCUGAGGAGCUCUGUGGAAGCCAUCUCCUGCAGCAGCCCGUGAAAGGCUAUAAUGACAGUCCUGAUGUCAUUAUAGAGGCUCAGUUUGAAGACAGCGACUCAGAAGAUGGACAUGGCAACACACAGAAUGUUAUGGUUGAUGGUGUCAAGAAACCCUCAGUUUGUGUUCAUGACAAAGGAAAAGAGGAUGCUGAUGCUCCCGUUACAAAAGAUGAGAGCACCUCCACAUCACAGGACCCAAGAGCUUUACCGGAGAAGUCGCUGCAAAGAUCAGCAAAGGUGGUUUACAUCUUGGAGAAAAAACAUUCCCGGGCAGCAACUGGCUUUCUCAAACUCUUGGCUGAUAAGAACAGUGAACUGUUUAGGAAAUACGCCCUCUUUUCUCCCUCGGACCACCGAGUGCCUAGAAUUUAUGUGCCUCUCAAGGACUGUCCCCAGGACUUUGUGACCCGGCCUCAAGAUUAUGCCAACACACUGUUCAUCUGCCGCAUCGUGGACUGGAAGGAGGACAGCAAUUUUGCCCUGGGGCAGCUGGCUAAGAGCCUUGGUCAGGCUGGUGAAAUUGAGCCUGAAACAGAAGGAAUACUAACAGAGUAUGGUGUGGAUUUCUCUGAUUUCUCUUCCGAAGUUCUAGACUGUCUCCCUCAAGGCCUGCCCUGGACAGUCCCACCAGAGGAAUUCAGCAAGAGAAGAGAUUUAAGGAAAGACUGUAUCUUCACCAUUGACCCAUCAACUGCCCGUGACCUCGAUGAUGCCCUCUCCUGCAAGCCACUUGCUGAUGGCAACUUUGAAGUGGGGGUUCACAUCGCAGAUGUCAGUUACUUUGUUCCCGAGGGAUCCCCCCUGGAUAAAGUGGCUGCUGAGAGAGCUACAAGCGUCUAUUUGGUUCAGAAGGUGGUCCCCAUGCUUCCCAGACUGCUGUGCGAGGAGCUGUGCAGCCUCCAUCCCAUGACCGACAAGCUGACCUUCUCCGUGAUCUGGACACUAACCCCAGAGGGCAAGAUCCUUGGUGAAUGGUUUGGUCGGACCAUCAUUCGCUCUUGUACCAAACUGAGCUACGAGCACGCACAGAGCAUGAUUGAAAGCCCGACCGAGAAAAUCCCCGAGAAGGAGCUGCCCCCCAUCUCCCCCGAGCACACCAGUGAGGAGGUGCACCGGGCUGUCUUGAAUCUCCACGGAAUCGCAAAGGAGUUACGCAAACAACGGUUUGUGGACGGCGCGCUGCGUCUGGAUCAACUGAAACUUGCUUUCACUCUGGAUCACGAGACCGGACUGCCUCAAGGAUGUCACAUCUACGAGUACCGCGACAGCAACAAGCUCGUGGAGGAGUUUAUGCUCCUGGCCAACAUGGCCGUGGCCCACAAGACGCACUGCACCUUCCCUGAGCGUGCCCUCCUGCGCCGGCACCCUCCGCCCCAGACCAAGAUGCUCAAUGACCUUGUGGAAUUCUGCGAGCAGUUGGGGCUGCCCAUGGACUUCAGCUCUGCAGGGGCCCUCAAUAAAAGUCUGACCACAACAUUUGGAGAUGACAAGUACUCCCUGGCCCGGAAGGAGGUACUCACCAACAUGUGUUCCCGGCCCAUGCAGAUGGCCCUGUACUUCUGCUCCGGGGUGCUGCAGGACCAGACGCAAUUCCGGCACUACGCCCUCAACGUGCCGCUCUACACCCACUUCACCUCCCCCAUCCGCCGCUUCGCCGACGUCCUGGUGCACCGCCUCCUGGCCGCCGCACUUGGCUGCGGGGAGCUGCCUGACCUGGAGCCCGAGGCCCUGCAGAAGCAGGCCGACCACUGCAAUGACCGCCGCAUGGCCUCCAAGCGCGUCCAGGAGCUCAGCACCGGCCUCUUCUUUGCCAUCCUGGUUAAGAGCCCUGCCUUGCAGGAAAGCGGCCCCCUGGAGUCGGAAGCCAUGGUGCUCGGUGUCCUGAACCAAGCCUUCGACGUGCUGGUGCUGCGCUAUGGUGUGCAGAAGCGAAUCUACUGUAACGCACUGCCCCUGCGGUCCUACCACUUCCAAAAGGUGGGCAAGAAGCCGGAGCUCAUACUUGUCUGGGAGCCUGAGGACACGGACCAGGAGUUGGUACAGCAGGUCGUCACCAUCUUCAGCCUGGUCGAGGUGGUACUGCAGGCUGAGACCACUGCCCUCAAGUACAGCGCCAUCCUCAAGCGGCCAGGCACCGAGGGCCUCCUGAGCCGGCAGGAUGGGGAGCAGCCAGAUGCCGGUGUCGCUGGUGGCCUGCAGGCCUGAGGCCUCCUGCGCAGCCCACACCCACCCACACCCCUGCCCCACCUGCCGACUUUUAGGAAUAGGACCUUUCAACACCAAAGGGGAUUUUUAAUUUGGUUUUUAACAACUCAGGGCUUUGUUUUUAUUUCCUCAUUCUAUUUUAUUUUUGCAGCUCCGUUUUUAAACAAACUGGAGGGGAGAGGGUGGGACUGGAUGGAAGGCUGAGGCCUGGCUCAUGCUUCCCCUGAGCAGAACGGGACCCGGUCCUCCUGGGAAGGCCGGCCCCCCCUUCUGCCAGGCCACCCACUGCCUUCCCCUGCCCAGGAAACCGGGGACUUUCAGCAAAUCAGUGUCAUGGAAUAAAAUCAAGUGUGAAUUGC